AUGGAUUACAUUCCUUGUUCUUUCGAUGCCUUCAUCGACAAUUUCUUGGCGUGUUACCGACCCUGCUAUUCCGACUAUCUCCAACAGUUGGUCAGCAACGGGACCUGUGGUACCAACUACACCACCCUAGCCGCCAGCACCGACCGCUCCGAUCUGAAAUGCAUUUGCGAGAACGCGGAUGGGGUCUCUAAUAACUGGACGUCGCAAGUCCUAGAAUGCACGCAUUCUUCGUGUAAUGGAACGUUCAACUACACCCGAUGGGCGGACAGUAUGUGGAGCUACGACAAUAUGUGCUAUUAUGCUUCAGUAGUACGGCGGGCUACAAAACAUGCUCCUCUUCGGCAUCAUCCAAGACAACAUCUAGCGCUGGGCUGUUAA
This is a messenger RNA of Aspergillus vadensis CBS 113365, 378 nucleotides long. RefSeq lists its product as uncharacterized. Bases 1 to 378 code for a protein of 125 amino acids. Lineage: Eukaryota; Fungi; Ascomycota; Eurotiomycetes; Eurotiales; Aspergillaceae. The record is from RefSeq and is a predicted model, not a curated record. The transcript is spliced from 3 exons.